AUUCUCAGCCGAUUUUCCUCAGACCUGUACAGCAUCGACGACAGCCUGCCGUUCAUCCUGAACAUCCUGCUGGCCAACAUCUUCGGCCUGCUCGGCAUGCUGGUGGUGAUCAGCUACGGCCUGCCCUGGGUCCUGGUGCCCCUGCUCCCCCUGGCCCUGCUCUACCACCACACACAGCACUUCUACCGACACACCUCCCGGGAGCUGAAGCGCCUGUGCAGCCUUACCCUGUCACCCGUCUACUCGCACUUCUCCGAGACGCUGACCGGGCUCGGUACCAUCCGGGCCAGCGGCCACGCUGCCAGGUUUGAGGAUGAAAAUGCCAGGCGGCUGGAGCAGAACCAACGCUGCCUGUUUCUUAGCAAUGCUGCCAUGCAGUGGCUGGACAUCCGCUUGCAGCUGAUUGGUGUUGCUGUGGUAACGGGUCUGGGGGUGAUUGCCAUCAUUCAGCACCAGUAUAGUUCUGUAGAUCCAGGUUUGGUGGGUUUGUCCCUUUCCUACGCGCUGUCCAUCACAAUGCUGCUGUCCGGCCUCAUAUUCAGCUUCACACAGACGGAGAUGCAGCUGGUGAGUGUGGAGCGAACAGCGGAAUACUCCACAUGCCUGCCGACCGAGCCACAGCAUCACAGCGCACAGCUGCCUCCUGGGUGGCCCGAGCUGGGCUGGUUGGAGUUUCGUGAUGUGGUUCUGGCGUACAGGGAGGGCCUUCCUAACGCCCUGGACGGAGUCAGCCUGGUAGUGCGAGCUUGGGAGAAAAUUGGCAUUGUUGGUCGUACAGGUUCCGGCAAGUCCACCAUGUUCUUGGCCCUGUUUCGUAUGGUGGAGCUGAACCAGGGACAGAUCCUCCUGGAUCAGCUGGAUAUUAGCACUGUGGGGCUAAAUCAGCUCAGGUCAAAGCUAGCCAUCAUCCCUCAGGACCCCUUCCUGUUCAGUGGGACCAUCAGGGAGAAUCUAGACCCAUGUGGGCGACACCUGGACCCACAGCUGCUGGACGUCCUGGACCAGUGUCACCUCAGCGCCGUGGUCAGCAGGAUGGGCGGUCUGGAUGCUGAGGUGGGAGCGAGAGGACGAUGUCUCUCUGCAGGACAGAGGCAGCUGCUGUGUCUGGCCCGAGCUCUGUUGACGCAGGCCAGGGUCUUGUGUAUCGAUGAAACCACAGCCAGCGUGGACCAGAAGACGGACAGACUGUUGCAGCAGACCAUCAGAGACAAGUUUCGGGACAAGACUGUCCUCACUAUUGCUCACAGGAUCAACACCAUCUUGGACUGUGACCGGGUGCUUGUGUUGCAUGCUGGGAAGGUGGUGGAGUUCAGCACUCCUGCUGCUCUCUGCCAGACUGAUAACUCCAUCUUCCAAAGACUGGUCGGACACCAGGGAGGACGAUAUUCAGGAGGAGAUUCCUCUGAACUCUGAGGAUGCUCUUUAACAGUCUGAAGCAGAGCAGGGGCUAACGUGAAGGAACUUUAACUCAGAUUUAUUUAUUCAUAUUCGACAUUUUCUCAAUUUUUAUUUGUUUUUUUCUGCUCCAACAGCUUUAAUUUCAUUCCACUGAAGGGUUUCUUUUUUUGAUCUGCUUCUUUCUUUAACCAUAUGGUCAUUUCUUUUGUUGCUGCAUAUCAGUCGACUUCAUGUCUAAAUGUGAAUAACUGACAGCAGCUGGGUUAAUACGGUUAAAAACAUGGAGUUAGUUACAGUCGGAGAUUUAUGAGCUUGUUGUGUUUCUAUUUGAGGACUCCACUUUAUUUUUCCAGUAUGUACAAGAUGAAAUUACACAGUUGUUUCCUGUUAUGGCUGAACAACAAACAACAACAAACUUUGUUAGCUGCUACGUUACCUGAAGGAAGUUGGGGAUAAAAACUCUGAAACCAGUUUUCAAUGAAAUAAAAUGCUGGAUGUUCUGGACAUGUUGAAUAUUUCCGUCCAUCCGGACUCAGUAACCACACCUGUUCCUGGAUCUGGUUUGUCUACAAGCUGAGAAACAAAGAACUUGUUUGAAAGUAAAUAUCUUUCUGAGAACAUGACUUAGCGCCAAUCACAGCAGAGGAAAUGCUUCCGCUUGAAGAGAAAACUACCGAUAAGAAUCUCAGUUUUCAUAGAACAUUUUAAGACCUGAAAUAAGUCUCAGCAUUGAGGUUGUUUUUUUUUAAAUAAAAGAAAUUGUGACAAACUU
Messenger RNA from Melanotaenia boesemani (Boeseman's rainbowfish), 2170 nucleotides. RefSeq names its product ATP-binding cassette sub-family C member 10-like. Gene Ontology annotation, cellular component: membrane. Gene Ontology annotation, molecular function: ABC-type transporter activity; ATP binding; ATP hydrolysis activity. NCBI's taxonomy places the organism in Eukaryota, Metazoa, Chordata, Actinopteri, Atheriniformes, Melanotaeniidae. The transcript has 8 exons. The record is from RefSeq and is a predicted model, not a curated record. The annotation marks the transcript as partial. Gene Ontology annotation, biological process: transmembrane transport.